AUGCAGGAAAGACCGGCCCAAGGGCAGGUAGUCUGCUGGUCCCUGAGACUCUGGAUGGCUGCUCUGAUUUCCAUCUUACUCCUCAGCACCUGUUUCAUCGCGAGUUGUGUGGAAAAGGUCUGGAGCUGUUGCCCAAAGGAUUGGAAGCCAUUUGGUUCCUACUGCUACUUCACUUCAACNGACUCUCGGGCAUCCUGGAAUAAGAGUGAGGAGAAGUGCUCUCUCAGGGGUGCUCAUCUGUUGGUGAUCCACAGUCAGGAAGAGCAGGAUUUCAUCACCAGAAUGCUAGACACUACUGCUGGUUAUUUUAUUGGACUUUCAGAUGUUGGGAAUAGACAAUGGCAAUGGAUUGAUCAGACACCAUACAAUUAUAGAGCCACAUUCUGGCACAAUGGUGAGCCCAGCAGUGACAAUGAAAAAUGUGUUAUAGUACAAUACCGUUGGAAUACUGGAUGGGGCUGGAACGAUAUCCCUUGCAGUCUUAAACAGAAAUCAGUUUGUCAGAUGAAGAAAAUAUACUUAUGA
Molecule: messenger RNA, 525 nt
Organism: Mus caroli (Ryukyu mouse)
Lineage: Eukaryota; Metazoa; Chordata; Mammalia; Rodentia; Muridae
Source: RefSeq, a predicted model, not a curated record